This is a messenger RNA of Chenopodium quinoa (quinoa), 854 nucleotides long. RefSeq lists its product as uncharacterized. NCBI's taxonomy places the organism in Eukaryota, Viridiplantae, Streptophyta, Magnoliopsida, Caryophyllales, Amaranthaceae. Bases 404 to 832 code for a protein of 142 amino acids. The transcript is spliced from 2 exons. The record is from RefSeq and is a predicted model, not a curated record.
GUUAGAAUGCUAGGUAUUGAAUUAGGUUGGAUGUUAUUGUUGACUUUUGAAUAUAAUUAUUUAUGGUAGAUGUUAGAGUUUGUAUAUUAUGCAUUGAAAAAGAAUAAUUGGUGUUGGAGUUAUGGGUGACUAAUGUGUUGUUGAUUGGAGAUUGGAAUGCUAGGCAUUGAAUUAAGGUGGAUGGUUAUUGUUGACUUUGGAAUAUUAUUAUUUAUGGUAGAUGUUAGAGUUUGUGUAUGUAUUGAAAAAGGUUAAUUAGUUUUGGAGUUAUGGGUGACUAAUGUGAAUUGGUAAAUGAUAUUUAUUGUAGUUUGAACGUUGUGCUUUUAGUGUUUAUUUGUGUAUAAAUAAUGGCUAAGUAAUUGUAGUUGUUUGCAUGAAAAAGUGAAUUAUUUGAUAUGUGAUGGCUAGUAGAGGUGGUGUGUGUGGGCGCAAGCCUUUUGUGCAAGGGUCUCGGGAAACAAUAGCCAAAACACAUGCGUGGUUGAAUGAUAUGGAAACCUAUUGGGAAGGAAUGUUUUUUAAGUUUGUGUUUUCUAAAGAAUAUUAUGAUCAAGGAAUUAUUAAUGUUCCGUUGGGGUUUGCUAAAGCACACUUUGGCUUGUUUCCAAAAUCAACGGAUGUUGUUGUGCAACUUUAUGAUACUCGCUUUGAUGCUCAGCUGAAAAUCAAUAGGCGUGAUGAAAAGCUUAUUCAAUGUUUAAUCAAAAAUGGAGUUGAUGCUGCGAUUGACUAUUAUGAAAUACAAAUUGAUGAAGGAGCGAAUAUUAGUUAUUUUCAUGGAAAUCCUAUAGUAUUCGAUGUCACAUUACAAUUGAGUGCUGAUUCUUAAUGUAGUGUGUUGGUAGAAUAAU